This is a messenger RNA of Ochotona curzoniae (black-lipped pika), 7094 nucleotides long. RefSeq names its product ROS proto-oncogene 1, receptor tyrosine kinase (gene ROS1). Gene Ontology annotation, biological process: positive regulation of kinase activity; cell surface receptor protein tyrosine kinase signaling pathway; multicellular organism development. Gene Ontology annotation, molecular function: protein binding; transmembrane receptor protein tyrosine kinase activity; ATP binding. The transcript has 43 exons. Lineage: Eukaryota; Metazoa; Chordata; Mammalia; Lagomorpha; Ochotonidae. The record is from RefSeq and is a predicted model, not a curated record. Gene Ontology annotation, cellular component: membrane; signaling receptor complex. The coding region runs from base 19 to 7071 and encodes 2350 amino acids.
UCCACCAUUGGUGCAGUGAUGAAGAUCAUUCUCUGGCGGAUUUGGACACUUGUCUACUUUGCGACUCUUGGCUGCAUAUGGAUUUCUGCGGUGCAGUGUACAGCUUUAAAUGGCUGCGUAAAGUACCAUGUAACUAAUGUGGGCCGGCAGCUUGAUGUUGGCAUACCAUACAACCUGAGUGAGCCGUUUAUCCAAGGAUGUCAUUUUUGGAACUCUGUAGAUCAGGAAAACUGUGCUUUAAAGUGUCGAGAGUUCUGUGAGGUCGGCUGCAGCAGUGCCAAACGUGCAUAUGAAGAGGAAGUCCUAGAAAAUGCAGACCUCCCCACUGCACCCUUUGCUUCUUCCAUUGGAAACCACAGUGUGACAUUACGAUGGUUAUCUGCCAACAUCUCUGGAGUAAAAUACAUUGUCCAGUGGAAAUAUGCACAACUUCCAGGAAGCUGGACUUACACAGAGGCUGUGUCCAAGCUCUCGUAUGUGGUUGAAUCCCUGCAUCCCUUCACUGAAUAUGUUUUCCGAGUGGUCUGGAUCUUCACAGCCCAGCUACAGCUUUAUUCUCCACCCAGUCCUGCCUAUAGGACCCAUCCUUAUGGAGUUCCUGAAACUGCCCCUGUUAUUACGAAUAUUGAGAGUUCAAGUCCCAACACUGUGGAAGUCAGCUGGGUUCCACCUCAAUUCCCAGGUGGACCUAUUUUGGGUUAUAACUUAAGACUUAUCAAUAAAAAUCAAAAAUUAGAUUCUGGAACACAGAGAACCAGUUUCCAGUUUUAUUCUACUUUACCAAAUACCACCUACAGGUUUUCUGUUGCAGCAGUAAAUGAAGUUGGUGAGGGGCCAGAAGCAAAAUCUACUAUUACGACUUCUUCCCCAGCAGUCCAGGAAGAAGAACAGUGGCUCUUUUUAUCCAGAAAAAUUUCUCUAAGAAAGAGAUCUCUAAAACAUUUAGUAGAUGAAGCACAUUGCCUUAGAUCAAAUGCUAUACACCAUAAUAUUACAGGAAUAUCAGUUAAUGUCCCCCAGCGUGCUGUUUAUUUCUCUGAAGGAAAGCUCAUAUGGGUGAAGGAGGCUGCCAACAUGUCUGAUGUGUCUGAUCUGAGAAUUUUUUAUAGAGGUUCAGGACGGAUUUCUUCUAUCUCCGUAGACUGGCUUUAUCAGAGAAUGUAUUUCAUUAUGGAGGAGCGGAUAUGUGUCUGUGAUUUAGAGAAUUGUUCAAGCAUUAAGGAAAAUCCUCUUCCCACUAAUAAUGUACCUAAAAAAAUUGUGGUUGAUUCCUACAAUGGGUAUAUCUUCUAUCUCUUGAAUGAUGGCAUUUACAGAGUGGAUCUCCCCAUGCCAUCUGCUUGGGACACUGUGCUUGGGACAGCUGUGCGAAUUGUGGAGCGUUGUACCUUAAAGGACUUUGCAGUAAAGCCACAAUCCAAGAGAAUCAUUUACUUCAACAGCACUGCCCAAGUCUUCAUGUCGACAUUUCUGGAUGGCUCUGCUUCUCAUCUUGUUCUGCCUCACGUCCCCUUUACUGAUGUGAAGAGCUUUGCUUGUGAAAACAAUGCCUUCAUUGUCACAGAUGGCAAAGCUGUUUAUCAACAGGACUCAAUGUCUUUUAAUGAGUUUAUUGUGGGAUGUGACCUGAGUCACAUAGAAGAGUUUGGGUUUGGUAACUUGGCCAUCUUUGGCUCAUCCAUCCAGACACAUCCUCUGCCAUCCCGGCCGCAGGAGCUCUCAGUGUUGUUUGGCUCUUCCCAGGCCCUGGUUCAGUGGAAGCCUCCUGCCCUUGCCAUAGGAGCCAGUGUCAUUUUGAACUGUGAUAUUGUUGAAUUCUUCCAAAUAGGCCCUUCAGCCUGGCAGAACUGGACUUAUGAGGUGAAAAUAUCAACCCAAGAUCUUCCUGAAAUCACUCAUGUUUUCUCUGACAUCCGUGAAACCAUGCUCAAUGUGCCUGAGCUCCAGAGUGCUACGAAGUACAAAGUUUCUGUGAGAGCAUGUUCUCCCAAGGGGUCAGGCCCCUGGUCAGUGCCCUCGGUGGGCACUACCUUGGUGCCAGCUACUGAACCACCAUUUAUCAUGGCUGUGAAAGAAGAUGGACUUUGGAGUAAACCGUUAAAUAGCUUUGGGCCAGGAGAGUUUUUAUCUGCUAAUAUAGGAAAUGUGUCAGAUAUGGAUUGGUAUAACAACAGCCUCUACUACAGUGACAUGAAAGGCGAUGUUUACGUGUGGCUGAUGAAUGGAACAGAUGUCUCAGAGAAUUAUCACAUACCCAAUAUUGCAGGAGCAGGGGCUUUAGCUUUUGAGUGGCUAGGCCACUUCCUCUACUGGGCUGGAAAGACAUAUGUGAUACAAAGGCAGUCAGUGUUGACAGGACAUACAGAUGUUGUGACUCACGUGAAGCUGUUGGUGAAUGACAUGGUGGUUGAUUCAGUUGGUGGAUAUCUCUAUUGGACCACACUCUACUCAGUUGAAAGCACCAGACUCAAUGGUGAAAGUUUGCUUAUACUACAGGCGCAGCCUUGGUUUUCUGGGAAAAAGGUAAUUGCCCUCACUUUAGACCUCAGGGAUGGGCUGCUGUAUUGGUUGGUUCAAGAUAGUCAGUGUAUUCACCUUUACACAGCUGUUCUUCGGGGUCAGAGAGGCACUGGGGAUACCUCCAUCACAGAAUUUGCAGCCUGGAGUUCUUCGGAAAUUUCACAGAAUGCUUUGAUGUACUAUAGCGGUCGGCUCUUCUGGAUCAACGGCUUUAGGAUGAUAACAGCUCAGGAAAUAGGUCAGAGAACCAGUGUGUCUGUUUCAGAGCCAGCCAAAUUUAAUCAAUUCACAAUUAUUCAGACAUCUCUCAAGCCUCUACCAGGAAACUUUUCCUUUACACCUAAGGUUAUCCCUGAUUCUGUUCAAGAGUCUUCAUUUAGGAUCAAAGGGAAUGCUUCUAACUUUCAAGUCUUAUGGGCUGCUCCCCCUGCAGUAGACUGGGGUAUAAUUUUCUACAACGUGGAAUUUAGUGCUCCUUCUAAGUUCCUGGAGAGUGAACAACAACUUUUACCUGUACUUGCUGUGGAAGGUCUGGAGCCUUAUGCCUUGUUGAAUAUUUCUGUCACUCCUUACACCUACUGGGGAAAAGGUCCCAAAACAUCUGUAUUGCUUCGAGCACCUGAAGCAGUCCCAUCAGCACCAGAGAGGCCAAGAAUAUUUGUAUUCCCAAAUGGAAAACACCACAACAAGCUUCAAGUUGUGGUGGAGUUUCGGUGGAACAAACCUUUACAUGAAAACGGUGUGUUAACAAGAUUUGAAAUUUUCUAUCAAAUAUGGAACCCAAGUGACACAAAGGAAAUGUUAGAAGACUGGAUUGCUGUUAAUGUCGCUCCUUCAGUGACAUCGUUUCGACUUGAGGCCAUGAGCCCUGGAUACAAAAUUGCCUUCCAGAUUCGAGUCUUCACAUCUAAGGGGCCAGGACCAUUUUCUGACAUAGUAAAAUCUAAAACAUCAGAAAUCAACGCAUUUCCUUACAUCAUAACUCUUCUUGGCAACAAGAUGGCUAUUUUAGAUAUGGAUCAAAAUCAAGUUGUGUGGACCUUUUCAGCAGAAAGAGACGUGGGUGCAGUAGGCUACACAGCAGAUGACAAGAUGGGCUAUUACACUCAGGGAGACACGCUUUUCCUUCUCAACUUGAGCAACCGUUCCAGCUCUGAGCUAUUCCGGGAUGCUCUGGCUCAUGAUAUCAAAAUUAUUGCACUUGACUGGAUUUCAAGGCAUCUCUACUUUGUAUGGAAAGAUUCACAAAAUGGAAUACAAAUAUUUGAUGUGGAUCUUGAGCACAAAGUGAAACAUCCCAAGGAGCUGAAGAUUUGCAACAGGAACUCAACUAUAGCUUCCUUUUCUGUGUAUCCUCUUUUAAGCCGCCUGUAUUGGACAGAAGUUUCUGAUUUUGGCUAUCAGAUGUUCUAUUGCAGUAUUAUCGAUCACAGCUUGCAUCGCAUCCUGCAACCCACAGCCACAAACCAAGAUGGAAGAAGUCAAUGUACUUGUAAUAUCACUGAAUAUGAGUUAAGUGCAGCAAUGACUCUUGAUAGUUCUGACUUAAAAUACCCAAAGAUAUACUUUGCCAAAGAACAGGAGAUCUGGGCCACUGAUCUGGAAGGAUGUCAAUGUUGGAGAGUUAUCAUGGUGCCUUUUAUGCAAGGAAAAACUAUUGUUAGCUUAACUGUGGAUGGGGAGUUUCUUUACUGGAUCAUGCCAGAGAAGGACAGCUCACAGAUUCAUCAAGCAAGGAAAAGCAAUGGGGCCAUCCUCUCCCAGACGAAGGUCCUAAGAGGGACACAUAUCUUGGCUUACAGUUCAGCUGUACAGCCUUUUCCAGAUAAAGCAUUUCUGUCUCUAGCUUCAGAUAUUGCAGAACCAACUCUACUUAAUGCCACUAACACUAGCAUUACCAUUAGAUUACCUCCUGCCAAGACAAAACUCGUAUUGCAUGGCAUCACCAACCCUACUCCAACAUAUCUGGUUUAUUACACGGAAGUUAAGGAUGAGAAAAACAGCUCUGAACUGGGAUAUAGAGUGCUGGAAUUUCAGGGCAGGAUAGCCCAAAUUGAGGGUUUGCAACCAUUUUCAACAUAUAUCAUGAGGAUAGCUAUGAAGAAUUAUUAUUCAGAUCCUAUGGAAGAGUUACCUAUGGGAAAGGCGAUUUGGGGAAAAACUGAAAGUGGAGUACCAGAGGCAGUUUUUCUCAUUAAUGCCACUGUAUGGUCAGACACCAGCCUCGUUAUUUCCUGGAGAGAAUCUCACAGGCCAAAUGGACCUAAAGAAUCAGUCCGUUAUCAGUUGGUGAUUUCACAUCUGGCCAGAAUUCCCGAGACUCCUAUAAGACAAAGUGAAUUUCCAAGUGGAAAGCUUACUCUCCUAGUUCCUGGACUGUCUGGUGGACAAUUAUAUGUAUUAAAGGUUCUGGCCUGUCACUCAGAGGAAAUGUGGUGUACCGAGAGUCGUCCCAUCACUGUCAAAACGUUCCAUACGCCAGAGAAACCGUAUGCCUUGUGCCCGGAGAACACUAGCCUGCAGUUAGAGUGGAAGGCGCCAUCUAAUGUUAAGCUUGUCCGAUUUUGGUUUGAACUCCAGAAGUGGAGAGACAAUGGGUUUUACCAUGUUAAAACCUCAUGUACCCACACUCAGGCUUAUGUCUGUAACAUCUCAGACCUCCAACCUUACACUUCUUAUAACGUCCGAGUGGUGGUUGUUUAUAUGACAGGAGAAAACAGCACCUCACCUGCAGAGAGCUUUAAGACAAAAGCUGGAGUUCCAAGUAAACCAGGUAUUCCUAAAUUAUUAGAAGGGAGUGAAAAUUCAAUACAAUGGGAAAAAGCUGAGGAUCGUGGAAGUAGACUUUUGUAUUAUAUUCUUGAGAUCAGACAGGGAACUUCAAAUGAUUCACAGAACCAGAAUUUAAGCUGGAAGAUGGCAUUUAAUGGAUCCUGCAGUAGCAUUUGCACAUGGAAGUCCAAAAACCUGAAAGGAACAUUUCAAUUCAGAGUUGUAGCUGCAAAUAAUCUGGGCUUUGGUGAAUACAGUGGAAUCAGUGAGGAUAUUUUAUUAGCUAGAGAUGGCUUCUGGAUACCAGAAACAAGCUUUGUGCUUAUUAUUAUAGUUGGAAUAUUUCUGGUUGUUAUUAUUCCCUUGACAUUUGUCUGGCAGAGGAGAUUAAAGAAUCAAAAGACUUCCAAAGAAGGACUGGCCAUUUUUACAAAUGAAGACAAAGAACUGACUGAAUUGCGAGAUUUGGGAGCUGGAGUGGGGCUGGCGAAUGCCUGUUACGCCAUACAUACUUUACCAACCCAAGAAGAGAUAAAAAAUCUUCCUACUUUCCCUCGAGAAAAACUAACUCUUCGUGUCUUGUUGGGAAGUGGGGCCUUUGGAGAAGUGUAUGAAGGGACAGCAGUAGACAUCUUGGGAAUUGGAAGUGGAGAAAUCAAAGUUGCAGUGAAGACUUUGAAGAAGGGUUCCACAGACCAGGAGAAGAUAGAAUUUCUGAAGGAGGCACAUCUGAUGAGCAAGUUUAAUCAUCCCAACAUUCUGAAGCAGCUUGGGGUUUGUCUGUUAAAUGAACCCCAGUACAUUAUCCUGGAACUGAUGGAAGGAGGAGACCUUCUGACCUAUUUGCGCAAAGCUCGGAUGACUACGUUUCAUGGUCCUUUACUCACCUUGGUUGACCUUACAGAUGUGUGUGUAGAUGUUUCAAAAGGCUGUGUAUACUUGGAGCAGCUGCACUUUAUUCACAGGGAUCUGGCAGCUCGAAAUUGUCUUGUGUCUGUGAAAGACUAUACUAGUCCUUCGCGGAUAGUGAAGAUUGGGGACUUUGGACUUGCCAGGGACAUCUAUAAAAAUGAUUACUACAGAAAGAGGGGGGAAGGACUGCUCCCUGUGCGGUGGAUGGCUCCAGAGAGUUUGAUGGAUGGAAUCUUCACUACCGAAUCUGACGUAUGGUCUUUUGGAAUUCUGAUUUGGGAGAUUUUAACUCUUGGGCAUCAGCCUUAUCCAGCUCAUUCCAACCUUGAUGUUUUAAACUAUGUGCAAACAGGAGGAAGACUAGAACCACCAAGAAAUUGUCCUGAUGAUCUGUGGAAUUUAAUGAGCCAAUGCUGGGCUCAAGAACCUGACCAAAGACCUAGUUUCCAUAAAAUUCAAGACCAGCUUCAGUUAUUCAAACUGUGUUUCUUAAAUAGUAUCUCUCAGCGUCAAGAUGAAGGAGCCACUACUGGAAUCAUAAAUGAAAGCUUUGAAGGUGAAGAUGUAAGUAUGAUUUGUUUGCAUUCAGAUGAUGUGAGACCAAUUGCUUUAAUGGAAACCAAGAACCAAGAAGGGCUAAACUAUAUGGUACUUACUACAGACUGUAGUCAACGGGAGGAAAAUUCAAAGGGUCCUGUAGGCUCCAAGGAAUCUGAGUCUUGUGGUCUGAGGAAAGCAGAGAAGGAACUACAUGCAGACAAAGAUUUCUGCCAAGAAAAACAAGUGGCUUACUGCCUUCCUGGCAAGCCUGAAGGCCUGAACUAUGCCUGUCUCACUCACAGUGGAUAUGGAGAUGGGUCUGAUUAAGAGUGCUGUUUGGGAAACACAGA